Messenger RNA from Cynoglossus semilaevis (tongue sole), 833 nucleotides. RefSeq names its product fatty acid binding protein 3, muscle and heart (gene fabp3). The record is from RefSeq and is a predicted model, not a curated record. The transcript is spliced from 4 exons. The coding region runs from base 119 to 520 and encodes 133 amino acids. Lineage: Eukaryota; Metazoa; Chordata; Actinopteri; Pleuronectiformes; Cynoglossidae. Gene Ontology annotation, molecular function: lipid binding.
CUCCCUCCGUUCUCACUCUGUCGCUCCCUCUCUUAGCUGCGGGUCUUCUCCUCCUCUGUCUCGCUCUCUCUCCCUCUCUUCUGCGCCUCUUCUGCGUCUCUCUACCACCGCCGCAGCCAUGGUUGAAGCUUUCGUUGGAACAUGGAACAUGAAGGAGACCGAAAACUUUGACGAAUACAUGAAGGAGCUGGGUGUUGGCUUUCCUACACGUAAGUUAGGCAACAUGACCAAACCCACCACCAUCAUCUCAGUGGAUGGGGGCGUUGUGACGCUGAAGACCCAGAGCGCCAUUAAGAACACAGAGAUCUCCUAUAAGAUUGGAGAGGAGUUUGACGAGACCACAGCAGAUGGCAGGAAGGUCAAGUCUGUUGUAUCAAUAGAGGACGGCAAGAUGGUGCAUGUACAGAAGUGGGACGGCAAAGAGACCUCGCUGGUCAGAGAAGUCAGCGACAAUGCCCUCACACUCACACUCAAAGUUGGAGAGGUUGUUUGCAUACGUCGCUAUGAAAAAGUUCAGUAAAACCCGACAUGGGACCAGCCACUCACCGUCUGAAGCUCUUCACCACAGAUUCCUCAACAUCAUCUCAACCAGUAACCAUGACGAGCAUGAGCCACUACUGUCCGUCAUUCUACUGUGACAAACACAUCAAACUCCAUUGGAUUCUGAUUAUAUUUGUCCACAGUUUUUUCUUUUUUUUUGCUUUUUUUUCCUUUUGUAGAAAAAAUGUGUUCUGUACAAAGACCUAUGGUAAACAUAAAACAAUGUUCAAAGCUUUGUUGUAACUCAACUUACAACCUGAUAAAUAAAAAGUCCACACUGGUGAAUGAAUGGA